Messenger RNA from Metarhizium brunneum ARSEF 3297, 912 nucleotides. RefSeq lists its product as uncharacterized. The record is from RefSeq and is a predicted model, not a curated record. Lineage: Eukaryota; Fungi; Ascomycota; Sordariomycetes; Hypocreales; Clavicipitaceae.
AUGGCGAGCCGCAACCCCUUUGAAAGCAACGACCAUGACGACCCCGACGCUCACGCCCCCGAGGCCGUCGCCACGCUGUCGCCAAUAACACCGCAGUCAAAUCUCGAGAAUGAACUGCAGGCCAAGUACCAGUCCGCGCGCAGCUCGGAGCGACAGCCACCGCCCCCGAGGCCCGCCGACUCCGAGAAGGAGGUCGUCAACCUCGAGCACGACAGCGCUCUCAAACACGUCGUUCCACUAGAGCUAACAUCAGAGUAUCCCGAGACGGCAGCCGUCGCGAGCCCCCAGACGCCCCGGGCCACGCAUGCCGACACCCUAAAAGCCAGGUCCAUGUCGGACGCUGCGCCCGAGGCCCUACCCCCCGGAGGCCAGGGGGGCCCGCGGAUCCUGGGAAUGAGCAAAAAUGCGUUCCUGAUCCUCGUCGCCGUCACCAUCAUCGUCGUCGCGGCCGCCGUUGGGGGUGGCGUAGGCGGCGCCGUUGCGUCUUCAAAGAAGCCGAACGCCACUCCCGCGAGCGCAUCGUCAAGCACGCCCGCGUCCUCCUCCGCGGCCACGGCGCCCUCGCAGACGGUCCAGUUCCUCAGCAACCAGACCUGGCCGCAGGGGUAUGCCUUUGCCUUCCAGGGCUUCUCGCGGCCCGGCUUCACGGGCGCGGCGACGCGGAUCCUCACCGGCGACGGGGGCGCCAGCGCCGCCGCCGACUUUGACUUUGGCGUCCGCAGCUACGUCUGGGUGCCGAACAUUGGCAACUGCUGCGUCAACUUUUGCGCCAACGCCACCGGGCUGGGCUACGUUGGGUACAGGUGCACCCCUGUGAGGAGGAAUGAGUCGUCGGAGGCGGUGGCGCGGGCGUUUGUCUGGUGUGAUGACACGCAUAGCGAUGCGGUUGCCGAGGCGAAGGGGUGCUCAUAG